AUGGCCGAGAAGAACGGCUCGACGGGCUAUGACCUCUUCGCGUGCGCGAACAACAUGUUCGAGACGACGUCGGCGCGCGCGGAGGCGAGCAUGGACCUGGACCUCGUGGGCGCGGAGCUGCUGGCGCGGCACAACAGCGCGGCCAUGGAGAGAAUGAUUGACCGUCGCGUCCAAGAGCAGUUGAAGGUCCUCAAGACCGAGCUCCGCGAGGAGCUCGCGCGGGGCGACGGCGCCGCGGCGCCGCGGCGCGCGUCCCGGCGCGAGAGCAACGCGGGCCGCCUGUCGCUCUCGGGGCGCAUCAUGGGCACCGGCAACACAAUCGGCGGCGCCGACGACGCGCGGGACUGCCUCUUCGACAAGGCGAGCGAGUCCUACUACUUCCGCGUGCAGACGAUGGUGCUCUUCAACGAGCCGUCGCCGCGGCUCGCGCUCCACGUUGUCGUCGUCGUCGUCGCGAUGAUGCUCCAGCUCUUCGCGCUGUCGACGGUCUGGCAGACCAUUUGGUUCCCCGUCGACGUGGCGCGCUGGGGCGUCGACGACCAGGCGGAGCUCGAGUACUUCCCGAGCGGGCUCCCGCGGCCGACGAACUACGCGAAGCUGCUCGAGUUCUACAACGACACGAACCUGUUCGGCGUCCCGCUCAUCACCAUGGCGCCCCUGGCCUUUUGCGCCGUGCUGAUCACGCUCGGCACGCGGUCCGAGUUCGCGCAGUGCAAGGCGGGCUACUGCCUCGUGCGCCGCAGCGCGGCCGAGGCCGAGGGCCUCGCGACGGGCGCCGCGCGCGCGCGGCGCUGGUGCCGCCUCGCGGUCUGCGGCUUCCUCUCGUUCCAGCGCGUGUCGCUCGUGCUCUACUACGUCGACGUGUCGUCGCAGAUGAUGGGCACGGCCGACGGGUCGCGGCGCCGCUUGAAAACUAUACCAAUGCUCUUUGGUACAGUUUCGCACUGA
Molecule: messenger RNA, 948 nt
Organism: Aureococcus anophagefferens
Lineage: Eukaryota; Pelagophyceae; Pelagomonadales; Pelagomonadaceae
Exons: 4
Coding region: 1-948 (315 amino acids)
Source: RefSeq, a predicted model, not a curated record